Messenger RNA from Megalobrama amblycephala (Wuchang bream), 1148 nucleotides. RefSeq lists its product as uncharacterized. Lineage: Eukaryota; Metazoa; Chordata; Actinopteri; Cypriniformes; Xenocyprididae. The transcript is spliced from 5 exons. The record is from RefSeq and is a predicted model, not a curated record. Bases 323 to 838 code for a protein of 171 amino acids.
AUAUAUUCAUUGUUAACGUUUUAAUUAUUGUUCAAGCUCUUGCGUUGCUAUCAUUCUGAUAAUCCAUUCAUUUACCAGUCUCAUAAAAAUAUCACGCUUUUUUGUUUUAAUUGAACAGAAAACAUAUAGAAUCCAAAAUAAACUCCAGCUACAUGGAGUCAUUUGCGUGUAUGUUGUAUUUCACAGCCGCUUUGAACGUGACUGAUCAUCCAAUCAUACUUUACCAGUUUAAUUGCAGUUCUUGCGAUGUAAAGGGAUAUAGGUGUGGUUCAAAACCCAUUAAAAUCGGUAUGUGUGCGAGAAAACGUUUUUCUUUGCUGUAAUGGAGACCCCACAAAAUUCUUUAAACAUCACCUUUCAGGACAAUACAGAAAUACAGGGUUUGUUAAAACAAAUCGAGGAUGCCAAGACUGAACUACAGCUUACUAAAGACGAGGUGGAGCAAGUAAACAAAGAUGUUAACAAAUGCAGAGAGGAGAUGGACCGAAGGAUGAUGAUGAUGGUGCAGAUGGAUGAAGGCCUCUGGAAUUCACUGCUUGAACUGGACGCUCUCAUGCAGGAGAAGAAAAGUCUCGCCGGUCAGUUAGAAGAACUCACUUUGUCUAGUACCGUGGAGUCGAAGCAAGCUCUUCUGAGAAGUUUGCAGGAGGAGGAAAGCAGUCUGCUGGAGCAGGAGCGUAAUCUGAAGCUCAAACAUGAGCAGCUGAGGAAAGCACUGGCGGAAGCUUCUUCAAACAUGGAGGAAGUUUCACAGGGUGAUAAUCUAGUUAAACCAGGCACAUCCAGCCAGAGUAAGUCUACUGAAAAGCCAGUGAAAAAAAGAAGAGCACGAAAGUGAACACAACAUCAAAAAAGCAACAUUUAUUUUUUUUAUAUUUACUAAAAUUAAGCUGCAAUAAACAUGUAAAACUAUAGUGACUUUUUCCAUCAUGUAUUUUGUUAUUUCUAACUUUUAUUUCUAAGAGAAAAAAGGUUCAUUGGAGGUCAUUGCUGAAAAGAAGUGUAAUGAUUCAUAAUUCAGAAGAUUGUCCUCUGGCAAUGAUCAAUUCAAACAGAUGUGUUGAAGUUUUCCAAUUUAGCCUGGAGACACCUUCAGGAAGACCGUUAAAAAAAAAAAUAAUAAUAAUUAAAAUCAACAUGAAACAGAA